Molecule: messenger RNA, 558 nt
Organism: Alternaria hordeiaustralica
Lineage: Eukaryota; Fungi; Ascomycota; Dothideomycetes; Pleosporales; Pleosporaceae
Exons: 3
Coding region: 1-558 (185 amino acids)
Cellular component (GO): plasma membrane
Molecular function (GO): acetate transmembrane transporter activity
Source: RefSeq, a predicted model, not a curated record
AUGGCGACAACAACAGUGACCUCGCACAGCACAGACUCCGAUCGCAUCGACAAGGAGCCCCAUCUCGCACACACAUCUACCAACAUCUCAAUCAGCCCAGAGCUCUUCGAGAAACUGUAUCUCGCGCCCAAGACACCACAUGCAAAUGAGAAUGUCGGAAAAUAUGCUAAUGCGACACCUUUGGGCUUCUUGGGCGGCAUAUUCUUCUUCACAGGCCCCCUCCUCCUAACCCUCUCCACAAUCUUCCUCUGGAUCCAAUCCCAAUUCUUCCCCAUGAUGGUCUGCGGCCUCUUCGCCGUCUUCUGGCUCUCCUUCGGCAUGUUGCAACUGCCCACGCUCAAUCUGGCCGCCUCCUACUCUCCUUCCGGCGACGCCGCAGCCGGCAUGGCUGGUGGAGCGCUCUUGUUCAUAGUAGGCCUUCUGGGCUGGUACAUGCUCUUCGUCAUCAUGGCUGCAGAGAUGCGCUGGUCUGUAUGUCCGCCUGUUGGAGAUCUUAGCAAAUACUGGGCGAAGACAGAUGUCGAGAUUGGUGCGAAUGCAAGCGAGAAGAAAGAUUGA